AUGGCCUCAUCAUCGUCUCAGGUGGACGGCGGAGUCAAGCUCGAGGAGCAAAAGCAGCUGCAGCAGGAGCAAACAGAGCAGCCGCCGAGCCCACGUUUGGCGAAGCGCGGCACCAAGAGAAUCAGGACACAAUCGCUUCCGCCUCCUGAUCUGCCCAAGCUUGUCGCAGAACAAGCGCAACCCAUUCCCCAUAGCGACAAGGACACGCAGCGCCUCAUCGUCGUCCUCUCCAAUGCCAGUCUUGAGACCUACAAGGCCUCCCAUGGCGGGCGCGGCGGUGUCGGAAAGGAGGACAAGUACUCGCUUCUCAACAGCGACGAGCAUAUUGGUAUCAUGAGGAAGAUGGGCCGCGACAUCAGUGAUGCGCGUCCAGACAUCACCCACCAGUGCCUGCUUACCCUUCUCGACUCGCCGAUCAACAAGGCUGGAAGGCUCCAGAUCUACAUCCACACAGCCAAGGGUGUCCUCAUCGAAGUCAGCCCUAGCGUGCGCAUCCCUCGUACCUUCAAGCGUUUCGCCGGUCUGAUGGUGCAACUGUUGCACCGUCUGUCCAUCCGGUCCACCACGUCGCAGGAGAAGCUCCUCAAGGUCAUCAAGAACCCCAUCACCGAUCAUCUUCCUCCGAACUGCCGCAAGGUCACGCUUAGUUUCGACGCCCCGGUCGUCAAGGUGCGCGAGUACAUCGAGGACCUGGACCCCAACCAGAGCGUCUGCGUUUUCAUCGGCGCCAUGGCCAAGGGCAAGGAUGACUUCGCCGAUGAGUUCAAGGACGACUCCAUCUCCAUCAGCAACUACAGUCUCAGUGCCAGUGUAGCAUGCUCCAAAUUCUGCCACGGUGCCGAGGAGGUCUGGAACAUCAUCUAA
Messenger RNA from Lasiodiplodia theobromae, 864 nucleotides. RefSeq names its product Nucleolar essential protein 1. Lineage: Eukaryota; Fungi; Ascomycota; Dothideomycetes; Botryosphaeriales; Botryosphaeriaceae. Gene Ontology annotation, cellular component: nucleolus; small-subunit processome. Gene Ontology annotation, biological process: rRNA base methylation. Bases 1 to 864 code for a protein of 287 amino acids. The record is from RefSeq and is a predicted model, not a curated record. Gene Ontology annotation, molecular function: rRNA binding; rRNA (pseudouridine) methyltransferase activity. The transcript is spliced from 3 exons.